Manihot esculenta (cassava) is the source of this 806-nucleotide messenger RNA. RefSeq names its product auxin-responsive protein SAUR50. Bases 112 to 423 code for a protein of 103 amino acids. The transcript has a single exon. NCBI's taxonomy places the organism in Eukaryota, Viridiplantae, Streptophyta, Magnoliopsida, Malpighiales, Euphorbiaceae. The record is from RefSeq and is a predicted model, not a curated record. Gene Ontology annotation, biological process: response to auxin.
UCUCUUCUCCCCAAUAAAUACCCUCUCAACUCUCACAAUCCUUCCCCACCACUUCCACUCUUCUCUUCAAGCUCUCUCUUUCCUCUCUCCUCUCUCCCCUACCACCAUUAUAUGGCUAUAAGAAAGUCCAACAAGCUACCCCAAACAGCAGCUCUCAAACAAAUUCUCAAGAGAUGCUCAAGUUUUGGAAAGAAACUAUAUGAGCAACAAGGCCUUCCUGACGAUGUACCAAAAGGCCACUUCGCUGUGUAUGUUGGCGAGAAUAGAAGCAGAUAUAUAAUUCCAAUAUCAUGGUUGGAUCACCCUGAGAUUCGGAGUUUGCUUCAAAGAGCUGAAGAAGAGUUUGGCUUUAAACAUGAAAUGGGUCUUACGAUUCCUUGUGAAGAAGUCGUCUUUCGCUCUCUUACGGCUAUGAUCAAAUAAUUAUAAGGAGAGACAAGGGAUGAAGAAAAUUGAUUGAUAUUAGGGUUGUUUGGAGAUGGAGACAUGUAUAUAUUAUUGGAAAUUGGUAGAAAAAGAUAUAGAAAAUAAAUGAAAGAUUAGCAGAAUAUUGUUUGAGGAUAACGUAUCCUCCAGAAUUCAACAAGUCUUCUGAAUUACAAGUAAUCCAGGAGCAGCAGCAGAAAUAGAAAAGAAACAAGAAAAGAGAAGUAUGUGUUUUUGUGUAUACCCCAUAACACGUAAAUGCUCUGCUAUUUAUUGUGUUUAUCAUUAUUUAAAUCCACAAUAUCAGAUAAAAAUAUUAUUCAGUUAAGAUAAAGAUUUAAGAUAUCCACAAUAUCAGCUAAAAAUCUAGUUUAGUUAGG